This is a messenger RNA of Penicillium arizonense, 1815 nucleotides long. RefSeq lists its product as uncharacterized. Lineage: Eukaryota; Fungi; Ascomycota; Eurotiomycetes; Eurotiales; Aspergillaceae. Gene Ontology annotation, molecular function: DNA binding; oxidoreductase activity, acting on the CH-OH group of donors, NAD or NADP as acceptor; NAD binding. The record is from RefSeq and is a predicted model, not a curated record. The transcript has 2 exons. Bases 1 to 1815 code for a protein of 604 amino acids. Gene Ontology annotation, biological process: DNA-templated transcription.
AUGCCGACCGAUCAACAAGAUGAUCCGUCGCAGCAGCGCCCUGCGUCCCAGAACGCGGAGCAAUCUGUAGUACAGCUUGCUCUGUCAACCCCAACGAUCGGCCUAGGGGCGGAGAAUCACAAUGAUAACCUGAACCAAAUACAAUCAGGCCCACUUGAUGUUACUCAGCCUCUGCUACACCCUGAGAUUCCGGACGACCUUGAUAUCCUUUGGGGAGACUCAGAGCUGGGCCUGGACCCAAGUGCACCGGCCUUUCCGUUAUGUUCUUUCUCAUUCGCACAAUAUGGCAUAAGCGAUCCUUUCCAGUCCCUCCAGGCAGAACCCUUUCCCAGCUUUAAUUCAACUGAGGGUCAACAAGGCCCUGGCCUCAACGAAGACCCACUUUCUCGCAAUAUGUCCAGACUUCCCUCACUUCAACCGGAAGAUCAACCGCAACCUACACGAUUCGGUCAAGGAUCAAAGCUGUCCAUGCCACAGAUAAACCGCAGCGACUAUGCUAUGAUUUCCAGCAUGAUACAUGAUCAAAAACAUGUCUUACCGCCAACAUUCCAUUGGCCUUCCAGACACGCCCUGAGUCGCUAUCUUGAGGGCUUCUUCAAUGGGUUUUACGACCAUCUGCCCUUUUUACAUUUGCCUACUUUCGCAUUGUCAUCUUCGCCACUCAUGCUAAUAUUGGCCAUCUUUGCGAUGGGCGCUCAAUUUCGUUUUGAACGGGAAGAGGCAAUCGAACUCUGGAAGGGCGCCAAGGCCUUGAUCGAUGACCACCUCCGACGUCGCGCAAACGAUGUCAACGCGGCUGUCCACACACCUUUACAGCCAUCCUUCUCACCUUCCCGGGCGGGCCAAUCCGAUACUAUUGACAAAUCGAAUGUUGAACCCCUGAUGAGCCUUGAAACAAUACAGGCAAUCAUUAUUGUCUUGUCAUUUGCCACGUGGAACCACAAAUCGCUGCUACGAGAUGCAGAGGACGUUGCAACCCGACUCCAAAAUGCCGACAUUGCGAUUACGACCAUUAUUUUAAUUACAUGCGAGGUGCUGGACCAGUGUCCCCGUUUGAAAUGCGUCUACGCGAUGGCGACCGGGACUGAAUGGGUGGAUCUUGAGGGAUUUCGCAAACGCGGCGUCACGGUCGUCAGGGCACCCCAGUCCAACGUGGAUGCCGUGAGCGAGCAUGCAAUCGCGUUAUAUUUCGCAUCGCGACGAAAAAUCGUUGAAAUGCACAACCGAUGCAUGAGCACAGACGAAUACGCGGAGCAGGGGACGUUGACGCAUCAUUUUCCUGCUCCGCCGCCUUCGUGUUCGUCCGAGACCCUGGCGAUCAUCGGCUACGGAUUUCUCGGGAAAAAAGUCGAGAAAUUAGCCAGGGCGCUCGGCAUGACGGUCGUGAUCGCAGAUCGCAAAGGCUCCCAAGAUUUAAGAGAAGGGCGCGUGGAUUUUGAGACCGCUCUGAAGCGGGCUUCAGUGGCUAUCGUGACUAUUGCGAAAACUCGCGACACGAUUGAUCUUAUUGACGAGAAAGAGUUGCGGAUGAUGCGGAGCGAUGCCAUCUUGAUCAAUGUAUCUCGAGGCGGCAUUAUAAAUGAGAAGGCACUGAUUUCUGCUCUUCGUCAAGGCGAGAUUGGAGGCGCUGCCACGGAUGUUUUUGGAAAGGAACCGCCGGCACGAAACACAUCGCUAUUGUGUGAGGAUAUCCCGAACCUCACCGUUUCGCCACACCUGGCAUGGUUCUCUGGCCAAACUAUUCAGAAUCUACAAGAUCUUCUCGUUAGAGGUUUAGAUGCCUAUGUUAGAGGAUCCCCCAUAAAUACUGUCUAG